AUGGCAUCGUUUCGGAGCUUGACUGCAGACCGCAGACCUUUUCAUGAGUUCAGAACCAAGUCGCGAAACAGUGCGGAAUCCAGGAAAGAAAAGUCUUAUGGAGUCGUAAAUCUGCAUGUCUUUGAAUGGCUAGACUCAGCUGUCCAGGGUAAGGAGCUCGGUGGUAUCCAGUCUAUCGAAGCGCUCGAAGCGCAGAGCAAAGGGGCCGUCCGGGUAAUAUUCGCACCCCCAGAUAACCCCACUGGGAACUACGGUGAAAAUCUGCUUGAGUUUCUUGAAGAAUGGGGAAUCCCAAGCGCGUUUGUCGACGAGGGUCUGCAAGGUGUCUCACAGUCGUUCGCGGCUCGUGAAGAUGUCGACGGAACAACGUUUGUGUGGUUCCAUUUCUUGUGCAAAACUCUCGCAAUAGUCGACAAAAAGAUUGUCCAUCUCAGCGGUGAAGAAGAAGACACUAGCGGACUAGGGAUGCGUCAGAAAGCCCAAAGUCAAGCUCAGGCAAAUUUCUCCUGGAUAAAACCGGGGUUCGUACUCAAAAUCCGAGAGCAGAACGCCACAACUCCAAAGGCUGCGCGUACAUCCAGCUCAGGUAGCGAUGGCACCUUAUCACCAACCACAGCUUCGCCUGUGGUCGAAUUGUUUUGUUUUGGGGUUCCAGCUUCGUUUCAGAGCCGCUUUCGUGCCUUGAUAGACAUGGCAAAGUGUGAGGAUCUGAUCCGAGAUCCAUAUGCCCUGCUGGAGGUAGCAUUCGAAGAAAUGUACAAAGUCCUGGACUGGACAGGGUGGAACCUAGGAGAUAUUUUCGGGAAAAUGGAGACAGAAGCACUGGAAAUGGCGAGAAAUCCUGGGAGAGCAACAAAGGACUUGCUCAAGGAACAUUUUACCGGCCUUCACAAUCUCGCGAAGCAUACAAUCUACUUGCGCGAGAACUGUGAGGCAGCCCUGGCUACCCUCCAAGGCCUCUAUGAUCACCAUGAGAGUGUGUCCGGUAAAAAACCCAACUUCCACCAAAAGUUCACCCGCCAGGCAUUGGACUACCGCAAGACGCUUUUUGAGUCUACACAGCGGCGGCUUACGAGUCUUGACGCACGCAUCUCCAACAUCAUCCAGCUGUCUUUCAAUGUGGUCACACAGGGUGACAGUAAAGUAAUGCAGUCUGAAAACCAGAGCAUGAAGACGAUUGCUGUUACGACGCUUCUCUUCAUGCCUCUGGGUACAGUCGCAUCUAUAUUUGGCAGUCAGUUCAUGCAACUGCAGGAAGAGUACCCUCACCAUAUUACAGUGUCGCAAGACUUUUGGCUCAUGUGGGUCAUUGCAGUUCCCUUGACUUUUAUAGUCGUGGUUGUCUGGCGAGUGUGGUACGUGGAUGCGAGGGAGCAUCUCGUAGACGGGAUGGAGAAGGAAGAAGGAAAGGGCUAUUUAGGGUGGAGGUCGUUGUUUCGGAGGAUACGCAGGAAAAAUGCACCCGCGAAGAUAGCCCCAUAG
Messenger RNA from Bipolaris zeicola 26-R-13, 1482 nucleotides. RefSeq lists its product as uncharacterized. Gene Ontology annotation, biological process: metal ion transport; transmembrane transport. The record is from RefSeq and is a predicted model, not a curated record. Gene Ontology annotation, molecular function: metal ion transmembrane transporter activity. Gene Ontology annotation, cellular component: membrane. Bases 1 to 1482 code for a protein of 493 amino acids. The transcript has 4 exons. NCBI's taxonomy places the organism in Eukaryota, Fungi, Ascomycota, Dothideomycetes, Pleosporales, Pleosporaceae.